Molecule: messenger RNA, 3769 nt
Organism: Wasmannia auropunctata (little fire ant)
Lineage: Eukaryota; Metazoa; Arthropoda; Insecta; Hymenoptera; Formicidae
Gene: Fer1
Product: pancreas transcription factor 1 subunit alpha
Exons: 3
Coding region: 1659-2402 (247 amino acids)
Biological process (GO): regulation of transcription by RNA polymerase II; developmental process
Molecular function (GO): RNA polymerase II transcription regulatory region sequence-specific DNA binding; protein dimerization activity; DNA-binding transcription factor activity, RNA polymerase II-specific
Source: RefSeq, a predicted model, not a curated record
GCGAGAGACCACCUGAACGAUCGGUAGCACGGUAGGUGGUCUGCAGGUCGACAGGAAGCCGCGGAAGGUUCCGAUACGUUUCGGGCGCGAAAUCGGCGAACACCCCAGAAGAACAUUCAAGGAUAUUUCCGAAGAAGUCGUGCGGUGGUGUUUUCCGCGGAGAAUCGUACGUUUUUCGUGGAGAGCGGAUCUACGGGGAAAUGCAUAAGUUGUCAGUGCGAGUGCGAGAGAAACUGAAGACUAACAUGGAAACUUGAAAGAAAAGGCUUAAGAAUAAUUAAAUUAACACGGCGCUGUGUUGUUUACAGAAAUUCACAACCGACAGUCGUAACAAUCUGGACGAUCCACGAAUAUUUGAGACGUUAAUGCAAUUGCAAUGUGCAAUUAGGGGAAACUUCCUUUAAGAUAUUCAAGAUUUAUGCAAAUUUUCUUAGUGAUCUCUAUAUCUAUUGGAAGAAUUGCAGAUGACAAUUGUGACAAUCCAGACGACCGGUGUAACAAACAAAUCUGAAGGAAGACAAUUAAAGUGUCAGUGCAAAAUACAAAGGAUGACGCACUAAAGAUAUUUUAAAAAUAAAUAAAGUUUAUACGGAAAGAACGGCCAAAUGCAAUCAUAAUAUUCAGUCAGAUGUCUUCAUUGAAAAAACCGUUUAUAAUUGCGAAAAUAGAAUAUAAUUCAGAGUGCCAUAUUUAAACUAAUAAACGAAGAAAUCUGUGUAAUCACAAAGGAAUAGUUCACGCAAUUACAAUAUGAUAAAAGCUCCACGUGAAUCUUACGCAAAAGUUUCUUACAGUGGAAAAAUAAACGAAGCUACGCGUAAAAUUUAAUAAAACGAACAGCAGUGUAAUAUUAGCAAUAACGAGCAUUUUGACGGAGAAGAUUUUAAGUAAUAGAUUUUAACUAAUUGGUUGCCAAUAUAACUAAUACGUCCAAAUUCUCUACUACUGUUCUUCUCUGCAACUGCAAAAAAGUGAAUUAAAAUUCUGCGUGAAGUAUAAGAGAAUCUUAUACUCGCGAGCGAGAAAGAAUAAAAAUAUAAGAAUAUGUAAUAAAGAGAUAUUAUUCUCACAGACAUGCAUCGUGAAUAUAAGAAUCUUCGGGAUGACGUAAACAGUAAAUCGUAAUGUCAUAAGUGGCAUCGUUGGACACGAACCGAAGUAUCUCGAAGCGUUGAAGCAUCAAGUGUUAACGAGUGUUUGGACAAAUCUCGACACGUGCCCGGAAUGGCUUCGGCCAAGACACGUGCCGCUGUUUAGAAAUAUUAUCCUGCACGCGCCUACCUAGCUGACACACGUGUCGAUCGUAUCUCCCCAAUCCUCGAGACGUGUUCAAGGGCGCGAUCGAAAAUUCCAACGAACGAUGCGACCGUCCAGCUCGUCCACGGGGAUUCAGAAUUUAAUUCGGUCGCCAGGCUCGUCCGAUAAUUAAACGAUUAUCGCUCAAAGCGUCUGGAGCGAAGAAUUAAAUGGCGUAAGGUACACGACAGUCUACCUGCCGUCUAGUCAUACAAUCUAGUCGUAUUUUUCGUUAACUAUAGUGAUCAAUCUUCAGAUCCGAUAAGCAACAACAAACUAAGAGAAAAGAUUAUUGUAAUUAAGACCGUGAAACCUCUAAUCGUCAAAGCUGAGUGAUUAUUGCAAAACUGGAUACCGUUAUCAUGUAUUCGAUGGACAAUCUCGAGCGAGAUAUGAUGAACCGGCAAUACAUGUACGAGGCGCACAGCUUCCUGGGCAAUCCGGCUAUCCCGGCGUUGCCGCCGCACUGCGGGGUACCGACCACGGCGACGCUUCCGGCGGUGAUCCCAUCGCAGAUCCCAUCGUCCCAUCAUCCGUCCGGUAGCACCGGUAGUACCAGCGGCAGCGAGCACUAUCUCUACGACGAGAACAGCAGUGACAACGAGAGCGUCUACAGCAGCGAUCAGGAGAAUCACGCGAGAGAACGAGGUCGGAGUAACCGGCGCGGCGGACCGUCAGGAAAAUGUUCAAGACAGGUACAAGUGCAGCAACGGCAGGCGGCGAAUAUGAGGGAGCGAAGACGUAUGCAGAACAUAAACGAUGCCUUCGAGGGCUUGAGAGCUCACAUACCAACUUUGCCGUACGAGAAGAGAUUGUCGAAGGUCGACACGCUCAAGCUGGCGAUCGGUUACAUAAACUUCCUCAACGAGCUCGUCAGGGCGGACAAGGGUAACGACCCCUUGACGGGCAAUAGCGGUCUCUCGAGGUGUUCCAGCCGGGACGAAACCAAGAAGGUCAUAGUCCGUGGCAGCGGUGGAAAUCCGUUCAUCUCGCACUCGCUCUCGUGGUCGAGAAAGUCGGAUAUCUCGCCGAACGGGACGAUGUACGCGAAGGUCUGGACGCCGGAAGAUCCGCGAACGUCGAAAAACGGGACGACGUUCGAAUAGACGGCGAAUUUUGACUUCGUUUUUACGACGUAAAGGGAGGAUCGGACGCGUCGCGAGGAUGUUUCUCAUCUAAGGUGUUAUUUAGUGUCUAAGGGAAAGCGUUUCUAGUCACUGAUCCUCGUUAUUUGUAUCUUACGAUCAUCGAAGUGUCUCCGAUUUUUUCGGGCGACGGGGAUGGUCACCGAUGUUUAUACAUCUCUCGCGACUCCGUCGAAAAGGCGUCGCACAACAAAUCGAAUUUGCUAUUGCAAAACAUACGCGCGCCAUCAAAAUUUAAGUUACAAGAAUUUUUUAUUUAAAAAUAUAAAAUUGUGAUUCUUAUUCGUUACCUUGCUUUUCUAAAUAAUAUUGCAGUCCGAAUAUUUUCGACAGAAUUUUAAAAGACUACGAGGUACUUCUCUGAAAGAAUAAUUUUUUCUCUCGAUUUAGGGGGGCACAUCGUGUAACGAGGGUAAAAAAAAUCGAUUUUUUUCUUUUUUAAAUUGCAAGAUUUACAAGAUUUUUUUGAGAAAACAGAAGGUUUAUUGUAUGGGAUAGCAGAUUAAGACAAAAUAGCUGUAAGUACCUGAAAAUUGUUAGUUAUUCCUACCCAAAACUUUAAACGCGUUUUUCUCGAAACCAGUUUUUUGAAAUUGGCGUGCAAGUUAACUCAGACACUAUUGAUCCGAUUGACUUGGGCCUUUGCACACAUCUGCACAAAUACUUCCCUAAUAACUUGAAACACUGUUUAUGAUAAUAUUAUACUCAAUUAAAUAAUUUUUUAUUGCAUAAUAAACACGAAAAAUUUUCGUCAAAAUCGCUACCUUCUUUUUUCAAGUGUCGCGAUUUUCACAAUUUCGCAUUAUUUUCUUUAAAAAUAGAUUUAGUUAAUGCGUAAACUCCUAAUAGACAAUAAUCUUUUUGGAUUUUUUGUUGUCAAACAAUCGACGCUACAUUGCACGCCGCCAAAUACCAUCAGCGCCAACGCGGUAUUUUUUGUUAGUUCAAUAGUAUAAGAAAUUACCCUAUAAAGUUCAAAAGGAUUGGUUGUAUAGUUACCUAAAAAAAAAUUCCAAAAAGUCAUCUAAUUUUCAGCCAUAUUACACGAGGUGCCUCCCUUUAUUUCUGGAGAGAUUAAUUGAUUCACGUUUAUUUUGACCAAUUCAGUUUUCGCUGUUUUGCAUGAUGCGAAUCUAUGCGUCUAUAUCUAUGAGACAUUUUUACGAAUGUUCUGCGAAACGUGCUUUGUAAAUAGAAAUUACCGAAAUAAGCAAAUUAUAAUGGGAUAAGCACCGUUUAUACAUAAUUAACGGACAUAGAAGGGAUGAUGCAGAGCGAGCAUCAUUAUUGCCACUGUGAAUAACAAAGCCAAAUAAACGUAGUUCCGA